Molecule: messenger RNA, 1693 nt
Organism: Elgaria multicarinata webbii
Lineage: Eukaryota; Metazoa; Chordata; Lepidosauria; Squamata; Anguidae
Gene: MOSPD1
Product: motile sperm domain containing 1
Exons: 6
Coding region: 211-858 (215 amino acids)
Cellular component (GO): cytoplasm
Source: RefSeq, a predicted model, not a curated record
AGGAGGAGGCAGCGGAGGGGAAGGUGCGCGAGAGCGGGAGAGAGAGAGGCGGCGCUUCCUCUGCUGCUGACAAAAGAGCCAGGAGACGGCGGGCCUGGCCGGAGGGGUUUGCCAAAAUGCUUUCAGAUUCCUAAAUUACUCUGAGCCAGAAGUCUUUAGAGAUCAAGCCAUCCUAAGAGCAGCAGGAACAGCAAGAAGGACACGGUGCCAAUGCAGCAACAAAAAAGACAGCCAGAGCUAGUGGAAGGACAUCUUCCCGUCUUUGUGUUUCCCACCGAACUUAUAUUUUAUGCUGAUGACCAGUCAACGCACAAACAGGUGUUGACUCUCUAUAAUCCCUAUGAAUUUGCCUUAAAAUUCAAAGUUCUUUGUACAACUCCAAACAAAUAUGUUGUUGUGGAUGCUUCGGGUGCAGUGAAGCCUCAGUGCUGUGUUGAUAUAGUGAUUCGACAUCGAGAUGUCCGGCCUUGCCACUAUGGCGUGAUAGACAAAUUUCGGCUCCAGGUCUCUGAGCAAAGCCAGAGGAAAGCAUUGGGACGGAAAGAAGUCAUUGCUACGCUGCUUCCCACAGCAAAAGAGCAGCAGCAGAAGGAAGAGGAGGAAAAGCGGAUAAAGGAACAUCUGACUGAAAGUGUCUUUUUUGAGCAGACGUUGUGUCAGCCGGAAAACAGAAUUGCCUCAUCGGGGCCUAGUUUACUCACAGUCUUCCUGGGAAUAGUGUGCAUUGCAGCUCUCAUGCUUCCCACAUUGGGAGAAAUGGAUUCUCUGGUGCCUCUCUACCUCCAUUUAAGUGUGAAUCAAAAGUUAGUAGCUGCUUAUGUAUUAGGUCUCAUCACCAUGGUUAUCCUGAAAACAUGAGUGAUAAUUUAAUUGGAUGUCAAGAUUCUUCUUUUUUAAAAACUGUGUUAUAAAUUCACAUCAUGAAUGUGGACUGCCUUUGACUCCCAUUUGGCUCAUUAAGAGGCUACAGAAAAAUAAUUCAAUGAUUUACCUUUUUUUAAACUAUGUUUUAACUAUGUUUAACUGAAAAGACUCAAGCACUCAGAGGUGCUUCUGUUAACAGACAGCUAUAAAUUGUUCAGUAAGGAUAUCUGUGAAAUGAAUCUGGAGAAACUUUUAUAUCUACGCCUACUGUACAAAAAAAUAUUAAAGUAAUAUUCUGUUGUUUUUAAAUUCAUGUUCACAUCUGUGUUUGAUCACCAAAAGAGCCGGCAGUCCCGUCUGCAAUGUUCAUUUGUCUACUCCAUGCCUGUAAGUAUUGCAGUUAGUGCUAAACGACUUUAUGUACAGAUAUAUACCAGGAUGGCCGAACAUCAUACAGAACUGAACAUCUGGCAGCGAAAGCUUUAAAGAAACGAAAAAGGCAGUAUCGUGUUUACAUAGGGAACUAGUCCAUUCAUACAUCCUUCACCAACGUGGGACACAGGGCUUUUACUCAUCUGCAGUACCUGUUUAUGUCAAAUAUAAUUGCCUCAAUAACUGCACAUUGAUGCUUACCUUGAAAACAUCCAGCAAGGAAGAGCUGGCUAUAAAUCCACUCAAUGGAGGGUGGGUUGGGGGGGUGGGAUGGAGACUUAACAUUCCCUUGAUUGGUACUGUCUACCUGAUUAUGUAUACAUUGUAUAGCAACAAAAACAAAGCCUCUAUCAACGUGUGUAAUUAAAAUAUGUGCUUGAUGUCCUUUUGCAAAAAA